CGACGUCUGUACCUGAUCUCGCCUGUCCUCUAAAACCUUCCACAGGUGGACAGAAGACAAGUGGAUCUUACAACAAACAUGAAGGCACAGAAAAGAGAAAGACGUGUGUUCAUGUCUCACAUAAGGAUUGUGGAUUCCUUUAACAAUAAAUCACUCAGUCCGCAAAUAUGUCCACUGCAUCAGAUGACCCCGCCCCCACCCGUCCCCAAGCCUCGGGCUCGUUACGCGCGUGACUCCGCCUCUUCUUCGGACAGAGAUCUGAUUGGCCCAAACACUUCCAAUGGAGUCCCGCUGAGGACAGAUGGAGAUGCUUCUCCUGUUGCUCCUCUUGCUGGAUCACUGGGCCUCCAGACAUUGGAAGGUGUUGCUGAAAUGCUCUCUGUGGACGCUGUGGUCGCCCCCGCCAGUGACUCCGCCCCCAGCCCACCAGCCCACGUGCCUGCUCCAUCAUCCCCUCCCUCCAUACACAGCAUGGCCAGCAGCAUCGCUAGCCACAUACCAAGUUUAGCAGGAGCUGCUAGCGUCAUUGCUAAUCCUGCUGUGGCUACGCCGAAGUCCUCCACUACGCCAACCAACGUUAGCUCAAUGAUGAACAUACACAGCUUAGCUUCUAUGCUUAGCAACGUGGCCAACCCAGACGCACGGUCAGCUCCACACCUGCCUGCUUUCAGAAGUAUCACAGGUGACUCAUACACUGAUGUGCUUGUUGUGGACCCAUCACCACCAGCAGAUGGAAAUGCUGCGUCCGCUGGACAAGAAGAAGAGGAAGAAGGUCUCUACAUCACUGUGUUGGAAAGUUGGGACGAUGACGCUGACUCGGACUCAUCCAACGAGGAGGAACAUUUGGAAUCUUCCUCUGAGGCUAACGAACAAAUGAGAGAUGACCUUGCUCACAGCCUGCUCCACGGCAGCAACGUCGCUCCCGGCCGAUCAGCCAGCGUCAUACCCGCUCGCCCAGCACCGCCCCCUCCUUUGCAUGCUGGCCAAUCAGCCAAGACCAGGAAAAAUUCCAAACAAAAGACUCCAAGUGUUGCCACAAUUCGAGUGUCAAGGAAGAAAGGAUAUGGCACACACGCCGUCCCACAAAGUGCUGUGGUCCGAGCAAGCUGGCUGGACACUUGGAAGGGCUUCAGGCAUUAUGUCUUUUGGGUGACAUUUGAUGGACAGUUGAUGUCACUGUGGAAAAAACGAACAGACCACUUCAGCGAGGUUCUCUUUCACGUGUCCAGUAUCACUAAUGUGAAGAAACUAGACAAGAGAAGGUUCUCGGUUUACUUCAAGAAGAAACAUUAUGACUUCAUGGCUCACAGUGACGAUGUUCAAGAUGGUUGGAUCCAGUCUCUGUUGGCAUCUCGGGGACAAGCGAGUCCUGCAGGUCCAGACCUGCAUGGACCGAUCACCAUCAAGGAUCCAAAGAGCCGUUUCUACGCUGCAGUCUGGGGUCACGACCUCUGGAUUUACCCCAACAAAGACGGCUUCCAGCUGGGCGUGGCUUCCUACAGCAUUCCUCUGAACCUGGCCUCUGUCAGGGCGACCGGAAAACACUCAUUUACCCUGACCACCCCCUUCAGGACCAUCAACCUGUCUGUUGAUUCGUCAAAGGAUCUGUCUGUCUGGGUAGAGGGCCUGUCCUCGUCAAUCUGCAGCGCUCUGUCCUGCAGCCAGGUGGCGACGCGUUUAUGGAAAAAUCCCUCCAAUCAACAGUGCGCCGAUUGCAGCGCUGCCGACCCCGAAUGGGCGUCGGUCAAUUUGCUGCUCGUCAUCUGUCACAGCUGUGCAGGUCACCAUCGAGCUCUCGGCAGCACCCUUUCCAAGGUGCGGAGUCUGAAGAUGGACAACAAGGUCUGGACAGAACCACUCAUACAGCUGUUCGUUACCUACGGUAACAGGCUGGCCAAUCAGGUGUGGGCCCCGCUGGUGCCCCCCGCAGAGCAGAUACGUCCCGAGUCUUCGGAUGAGCACAGGUCAAAGUUUAUCCAGGAUAAAUACAGCAGGGGGCGCUACCGACGAGUCCAUGCGCUCGCGUCCUCUUCUGGUCUGAUGCAGCAGAGGCUGCGGGAGGUCAUUUGUGGUAUCGAUGUCCAAGAAACCGUGUCACUUAUCUUCUCAGGGGCAAAGGUGUGUCAAACGGAUCCUCAGCACCCCUCCCCCAUCCAGCUGGCUGAGAGGGCGGGGCAGGCUCUGCAGGCAGAGAUACUUAAGCUCAAUGAGUAUACAGAAGUUCCACCUUACCUUCCCAAAAUAAGAUACAGGCGAGCUGACUCCGCCCCCUCAGAAGAGGAAGAGGAGGAGCUCCACGGCAAACUGGAGGAAGAUCGCUUCCUCUUUUCGUUAGAAAAUGACUCUGCGGCAUGUGACGUCCUCGACUUGCGAGACGUUUUGUCACUUUUCCGAAAAGACGGGCCGACCUUUCAGUUUGAGUUGGUCACGUUAGACAAUCAGAUCAUUUGCGUGGCUGAAAGCGAGGACGAGCUCCUGACGCACCUGGUCCACAUCCUUAAGGUGAUUCUGCCAGGGGGCGUGUCCUACGCGGAGGUGUGUGGGGCUUUGGCGGUUAGUAAAGUGUGUGUUGUUGAGGUGGGCGCAGCCUCGGACAACCCUGACGCCUGGUUGCUGCUUUGGGAUGGCGGAGUGAGCGUUCACCACACUCACAGACACUCACAGCAGGCUCUAAUGAUGGAACUGAGCACGCUCAGUCACCACGAGAUGGAGCCAUCUGAAGACGUCAUCACCAUGGUAGCCGGAGACAGGCACGUUUCGCUGCACUUUGAUGAAGACUACAGCUGUCGUAGCUGGUACCGCCUCCUGCAGGAUGCUCUGGCCAAUCACAAAUCUUCAGAACAUCCGGCAGCCCAUCAAUGUCUGUACCCACUGGCGGACCUUAAAGUGAUGGGCUCGGUGCCGCUGGCCGUGGAACGCUGCAUCAGCCACAUUCAAGACUACGGUCUGAAGGUGGAGGGCGUGUACCGCCGCUGCGGCUUGGCCUCCAAAGUGUCACAGCUGGUGGAGGCCUUGGUGAAAUCUCCAAGCUCCGCUUCUCUGGAGACAGAUGAACAAGGUGUUUUGGACGUAGCCGCUGCCCUCAAACAAUACAUCCGCCAGCAGGAAGCACUCUUCCCUGAGAGGGAGAGGAAGGACUGGAUACGUGCUGCAAUGAUUUCAGAUGAACGUGAGAGGUUUUCAGCCUACCGCCGGUUGCUACGGCAACUGCCUGUUAGCAAGCAUGUGACGGUGGACACGUUGUUUGGACACUUUUACAUGGUUCAGACAUUCUCUCAAGUUAACAAGAUGUCGGCCCACAACCUGGCCCUGGUUCUGGUUCCCUCACUCUUCCACAGUUUGAAUGCUGACCUGCUCAAACUGACCCGCGAGUUCAUCAUCCACCACGGGAUGAUCUUCCUGACACACGAACAGCAUCAUGCAGAUGAGGAGGAGGAGCAGAUCACAGUCUUCUGAAGAAGAAGACAACCUGAAUACUAAUCAUCAAUAGUCUCUGUAGUUCACUGGCUCAAUAAGCUUGACCUCCUCUACGGAUCUUUUUAUGCUUCAGCUCAUACGUUCUCUGAACAGCAGUUAGACCAUGUGACAGAAUACUCUCUGGACCCUGAAGGACGCCCUAUGAAGUUUGACUUUCAUGUCGUUGUUGUUGUUAGGAGACAUGAGGCCCUCGUCCACCAAACCCAACAACUUUAUUACCAACAACUUCAUCUGCUGCAAUUCCACCGCACCUCGUUGUCAUUUAUUCCAAUCAGGCCGACUGGUAUCUUCCUACAUUGAUUCCAUGUCAAUAAGCAGACAAUAUUAGGUCAAAUGUAAGUACUGAGUCAAAUACUAAAUAAAACAUUUGAGUUCGUUUAUCCCGAGAAGAAAUCAGUCGAACACACUUUUCUGUAUUUUCAAUCUUUAGUGAAGCAAUUGUCACAAAGCACAGCGUGGGGGCUUCAGUCCGUCCACUGUAAGAGUCGGAGGAAGAAGCCUCAAACUAGGAAGUAACUGCUCUAUAUCCUCUUCUGGGGUUCCACCCUCGCAGGGGUGGGACCGCUCCCCUGCAUGUAUCAGUGGUGUGGCUAUGUGUCUGCUUCUAACUGGUUCCAGCUUGUGUCAGUCCAGGGUGUGUGUGUAUGUGUGUGCGUGUGACUGGCACGCAUUUUGACCACUGAACAUGCCCGUACGCCUCGCCGCCCUCCAGGCACGCAACCCGCAAUCCAGCCAAGAGCCCAGUCCCCAAAACCUGUCCCGCCCGGUACCUGCAUCAAAGCACAGCAUUUCUUUUGCGAUGUAGCAAAAUACACUUUGUGUGAGUGCACACCAUUUUGGGCUGUUCGUUUGUAUUUACGUCGCCCGAAUGUCUCAAUGAGUGUUGACUGUCGGGACGAAGGCUCUGCAUCUACAUGUGUACUUUUUUCCACUGUUGUUUUUGGCAGCCAUUUUAUUUUUAGUCUUAGUCCUUUGGACGAAAAUGCUUCUUGUUUUAGUAACAUUUUAACCAGUUCUAUAUAUGACAGUUUUAGUCAACAAAACUAAACAUGUUUUAGCCAGUUCAGUUUUAGUAAAAAAAAAUUAUAAAAUAAAAAAAAUGCUUUAUGUCUACGAAAUUGGAUGAGGAAAAAAACAAAGAGGCGAUACAAUUACUCUCUUUGUGUACAAAGUGCAUCUCCUGUAAAGGUCUACAGGUAAUAACAAUGUAGGAAGCACAUGUGAGAGACACAACAUGUGGGUGGAUGCUGCGUGACGGUGAGCCAAUCAGCGCAGAAGAUGCUGAAUAACUUCCUGUACUGUAUAGUACAGGGGUGGACACUACAGCCCGGGGGCCACAUCCGGCCCGCCAGUUGCUUCCAAAGUAUUUACUGUAAUAUAAACUUUAACAUACAAGCUGGCAACAUGACAAUCUGAGCCAGGGGUGCUCACACUUUUUCAGCCUGCCAGCUACUUUUAGUCCCAAAGAUCUACCUUCUACUAUAAAUACAGAAAAUAUAUAUAUUUACUAUACAGUGGUAUGAAAAAGUAUCUGAACCUUUUGGAAUUUUCCCACAUUUCUGCAUAAAAUCACCAUCAAAUGUGAUCUGAUCUUUGUCAAAAUCACACAGAUGAAAACACAGUGUCUGCUUUAACUAAAACCACCCAAACCUUUAUAGGUUUUUAUAUUUUAAUGAGGAUGGCAUGCAAACAAUGACAGAAGGGGGAGGAAUAAGUAACUGAACCCUCACAUUUAAUAUUUUGUGGCCCCCCCUUUGGCAGCAAUAACUUCAACCAGACACUUCCUGUAGCUGCAGAUCAGUCUGGCACAUCGAACAGGACUAACCUUGGCCCAUUCUUUUCUACAAAACUGCUGUAGUUCAGUCCAAUUCCUGGCAUGUCUGGCAUGAUUCGCGGUCUUGAGGUCAUGCCACAGCAUCUCAAUGGGGUUCAAGUGUGGACUUUGACUUGGCCACUCCAGAACAUGUAUUUUGUUCUUCUGAAACCAUUCUGAAGUUGAUUUACUUCUGUGUUUUGGAUCAUUGUCUUUUUGCAGCAUCCAUCCUCUUUUUAGCUUCCACUGUCUGACAGACGGCCUCAGGUUUUCCUGCAAAACAUCCUGAUAAACUUUUGAAUUCAUUUUUCCAUGAAUGAUUGCAAGUUGUCCAGGCCCUGAGGCAGCAAAACAGCCCCGAACCAUGAUGCACCCUCCACCAUGCUUCACGGUGGGGAUGAGGUGUUGAUGUUGGUGAGCUGUUCCAUUUUUCCUCCACACAUGACGUUGUGUGUUCCUCCCAAACAAUUCAACUUUGGUUUCAUCAGUCCACAAAAUAUUUUGCCAAAACUUCUGUGGAGUGUCCAAGUGCCUUUUUGCGAACAUUGAACGAGCAACAUUGUUUUUUUAGACAGCAGUGGCUUCAUCCGUGGAGUCCUCCCAUGAACACCAUUCUUGGCCAUUGUUUUACAUAUAGUUGAUGUGUGCACAGAGAUAUCGGACUGUGCCAGUGAUUUCUGUAAGUCUUUAGCAGACACUCUGGGGUUCUUUUUUACCUCUCUGAGUAUUCUGCGCUGAACUCUUGGCGUCAUCUUUGGUGGACGGCCACUCCUUGGGAGAGAAGCAACGGUGCCAAACUCUCCAUUUGUAGACAACUUCUCUGACUGUCGAUUGAUGAACAUCCAGACUUUUAGAGAUGGUUUUGUAUCCUUUCCCAGCUUUAUACAAAUCAACAAUUCUUGAUCGCAGGUCUUCAGACAGCUCUUUUGAGCGAGCCAUGGUGCACAUCAGACAAUGCUUCUCAUCAAGACAAUUCUUACCAAUUCUGUGUGUUUUGUAGUGGGCAGGGUAGCUUUAAACCACUCAUCAGUGAUUGGGCACACACCUGACUUGAAUUGUUUGGUAAAAAUUGGUUUCAAUUGCUCUUUAAG
Molecule: messenger RNA, 6381 nt
Organism: Dunckerocampus dactyliophorus (ringed pipefish)
Lineage: Eukaryota; Metazoa; Chordata; Actinopteri; Syngnathiformes; Syngnathidae
Product: arf-GAP with Rho-GAP domain, ANK repeat and PH domain-containing protein 1
Exons: 26
Coding region: 79-3456 (1125 amino acids)
Biological process (GO): signal transduction
Molecular function (GO): GTPase activator activity
Source: RefSeq, a predicted model, not a curated record